AAUUACGGAAAAAUUAAUCUUGUAAAAAUUUUAAAUUUAAAAACUAUGUUUAAAUUACUUAUAUAUUCUACAAUAUUAUAAGAAAUACUGAUAUAUCAAUAGUUAUUUUAAUUACAAACUUGUUUUUAAUCAUACAUUUACUUGUGUAAUAAUUAUAUUUAUUAUAUCAGUGAUUGAGUAGCUCUAAAAUAGUUAUCAGAUAUUUCUAGGUUUUAUAUAUAUACAUAUAUAUAUAUAUAUAUGUUCAACUGUACGCUGUAACUGGAAAGAAAAUAUGGACACUGUUGUCAAAGGUAUGCUGGAUGAUGAUCCUGAGGAUAAAAAGGGUAUAGUGCUUUUUGGUAGAGAUUUAUCACAAAUACCAUGUUUCCGUGAGAGCUUCCUGUAUGGAAUAGCAACAGGAGCCGGUGUAGGCUUGGGAGCCUUUAUCAAAACAUCUAAACCUAUGUUAGCACAACACAUUGGUUUUGGUACAUUCUGCAUGACUACAUUGGUUUAUUGGUCAUUUUGUAGAUAUCAAUGGUCUAAACAGAGGUUUGAUGCACAGUUACUUCAGGAUGCUUUAAAAGAUAAGAUACUUUAUGAAGGUACUGUAGUUGAGAAGGAAUUAGAACAGAAAGGUGUUUUGAAAUCUGCAUAACUACUUGUAAGGAAAUCUACAGGAGUGGCAUCAUAUGAUACAUGAGUUCUGCAUCAAAUGGGGUAACACAUUAUCAGUCAUACAAAAAUCAAAUUUUACCAGAGUUA
Achroia grisella is the source of this 747-nucleotide messenger RNA. RefSeq names its product cytochrome c oxidase assembly protein COX20, mitochondrial (gene l(3)87Df). Gene Ontology annotation, biological process: mitochondrial respiratory chain complex IV assembly. The transcript has 3 exons. The record is from RefSeq and is a predicted model, not a curated record. The coding region runs from base 275 to 640 and encodes 121 amino acids. NCBI's taxonomy places the organism in Eukaryota, Metazoa, Arthropoda, Insecta, Lepidoptera, Pyralidae. Gene Ontology annotation, cellular component: mitochondrial inner membrane; mitochondrion.